ACCCAAGCAUCCAGCAGAGCUCGAGAAGACCGAAUCGAGAUCGAAGCUCAGUACGUAGGAGUACCACGAAGAGCUACAUACAGACCGCAGUGAGCUGCUACUGCUAGCGACAUGGCUUUCGCGCUCAAGGUUGCAUCGACCUCCCAGCCGUCGUCUUCUUCCCCGGCGCCGGUUCGGUCGUCGCCGCACCCGAGGCUGGCGGUGGCAAUCCCGGGGCGGAGGAAGGCAGUGGCGGCCAUCAGGGCGGUCGCCGUGGUGGCUCCGACCGCCCCGCCAGCGCCGGCCAAGCACGCCGGCAAGCGAUGCCUGCCGGUGUCGCAGACCAUGUCUAGGCUCAUGGCGCAGGGCAAGACGGCGUUCAUCCCGUACAUCACCGCCGGCGACCCCGACCUGGCGACGACGUCGGAGGCGCUGCGGGUCCUGGACGCCUGCGGCGCCGACGUCAUCGAGCUCGGCGUGCCCUGCUCCGACCCCUACGCCGACGGGCCCGUCAUCCAGGCUUCGACGGUGCGGGCGCUGGCGGGCGGCGUGACCCUCGACGGCGUGCUGGCGAUGCUCAAGGAGGUGACGCCCGAGCUCUCCUGCCCGGUGGUGCUCUUCUCCUACUUCAAACCCGUCAUGGAGCGAGGGAUGGCCGACUUCGCCGCCGCCGUCAAAGAAUCCGGUGCACACGGCCUUCUAGUGCCUGAUCUCCCUCAAGUGGCCACCACUGCUCUCCGGAGCGAAGCCAUGAAGAACCACCUCGAGCUGGUGCUGCUUACAACUCCAACUACAACGGAAGAGAGGAUGAGGGAGGUCACAGAAGCUUCAGAUGGAUUUGUUUAUCUGGUACGUGCCAGGACUAACCCUAAUUCUUGCGCCUGGAUCAGCCUGAUAACACCUGCUUCCUUCUCCCAAACAAUCGUAUAUAUCACGCAGGUGAGCGUCAAUGGAGUUACAGGUCCCCGCGCAAACGUGAACGCACGUGUCGAGUCUCUCAUCCAGGAGGUUAAACAGGUCACUGACAAGCCUGUGGCUGUUGGGUUUGGCAUAUCCACACCUGAGCAUGUAAAGCAGGUUGCAGAGUGGGGUGCAGAUGGUGUGAUCAUUGGCAGUGCAAUGGUGAGGCAGCUAGGUGAAGCAGCUUCUCCAAAACAAGGGUUGAAGAGGCUGGAGAAAUAUGCCAGGAGCAUGAAGAGUGCACUACCAUGAUGAUUUGUAGAUUAGUAUACAUAGAUACAGGAGAGGUAAAUUAGUCGGAUGACGUGAUAUAUAUAGAACUUGAUUGUCACGUAACGAGGAAAACCACUGAAACGGCCUUUUCCACUGGUACAGAACAAGUCUUUCAUCUACCCUUUAGUCCCGGUCCAGGUUGAAUCCGCGACUAAUGAAAGCAAUGAAAGCACUUUUCAUUGGUUCCGGGUCUAACGCCUAGGGGGCGGGGGACCUUUAGUCCUGGUGGGAGGGAGCCACCAACCGGGACUAAAAGUCCCUAUUUAGUCUUGAUUAGGGUUACCAAUUGGGACUAAAGGUCUCUAUUUAGUCUCGGUUAGGGUUACCAACCGGAACUAAAGGGUUCUUCACGGGUCAGUUUGAAAGGAAAGCAUUCUAUCUAGAGUCACAUGUGCUGUGUAGGUAGGAUGGUAGAAAACUAUACAUGAGGCAGGAGGUCUUACUUCGAUUCUUGCAGACUGCAGGGGUUGGUUGUGCUUGCCAAUUAUUUCUUUUAGCGUUGCAGACCUUUUAAUCUUCAUACCUUUAGUCCUAGAUUGGCUAUCCUGGUUGGGAAACCCGGACUACGUGGGGUUUCCCAACCGGGACUAACGAGCAUCU
Messenger RNA from Panicum hallii, 1812 nucleotides. Its product is annotated as indole-3-glycerol phosphate lyase, chloroplastic-like. NCBI's taxonomy places the organism in Eukaryota, Viridiplantae, Streptophyta, Magnoliopsida, Poales, Poaceae. The record is from RefSeq and is a predicted model, not a curated record. Bases 112 to 1191 code for a protein of 359 amino acids. The transcript is spliced from 4 exons. Gene Ontology annotation, cellular component: chloroplast; cytosol. Gene Ontology annotation, molecular function: tryptophan synthase activity. Gene Ontology annotation, biological process: L-tryptophan biosynthetic process.